AUGUCCCUCGCACAGCCUCCGCCAAUGCCCAGCGUCAGGCAGCGGCGCAUAGCUACCAAAACGAGACCGGAGCUGGUCUUGGGGUCGCUGAUCAACACGGCGGUGUCCUUCGGUCUAUCUUACGCGGGUCUGAAGUUCGGGUUCAAGGUCAACAUGCGAAACCUCACGAGCCGCGGGGGUCUGCUGGGCUUGUUGUUUGCAGUCAACCUGGUCUAUGAUGUGGUCGACAUGCGGCAUGCGCGGCGCAUCAUAGGAGCACGCGAUGCGUGGGAUCUGAGCCAGAGGAAGCGGGAAUUGUGGGAAUGA
Anthostomella pinea is the source of this 306-nucleotide messenger RNA. NCBI's taxonomy places the organism in Eukaryota, Fungi, Ascomycota, Sordariomycetes, Xylariales, Xylariaceae. The record is from the annotation of a GenBank genome assembly.